AUGGUGGCAGCCCCCCUGCUGCCCCGAUGGGCCCUCACCCUGGCCGCCGUCGCCCCGCUGGUCUUCCCGUGCGUGCUGUGCGGGACAGGUCCCGCAAUCCAGCGGCCGUGGAUCGGCGCCACAGCCGAAGGAGGAUCGCUAGAUUGCCACAGCAUAUGCGGUCCCGCGGACGAUGCAGAUUCGAGAGAGGUGAAGGCCAUCGAGUUUUUGAAGACGCUGUGGCUGCCCGGGGACACGAACGCCACCAUCCCCGAAGCCAACACUCGCAAGUACCUCUCAAGUUUUUUCAGCGUGUUUUAUGACAACGCCACCCGCGUACGGGACUUGGCCAUCAAGCAUCCGCCCCCUGGGGGAGCACUGGUGACUGCGUCGCAAAUGAGCUGCGCGUUGCGAUGCCUGGCCCAUCUCCGCGGCCUCUUCGUGGACAACUCUGGGAUCGCGGGCGCUUUGGGCGACCUUUUUCUGCCAGAACACCUGGUGGAACUGCAUGCUCGCGAGUGCCCUCUGCGAGGCGCCUUGGCUGACCUCAACCUGCAGAACCCGCUCAAGGGCCUGAAGCUCUCAGGCAAGAACCCACGGGACAUCUAUGGGGACCUCCAUGACCUCAAGGAGUUUAUUUGGGACCGCCUGGAGUUCCUCGACUUCCGCGGCGCGAGCUCGAUUACCGGGAACCUCUCCGCGCUGGUCUCUGCAUUGGAUAUCCGGCGGCUGAGAGGCGUCUUCCUCCAGUACACCUCCGUCACCGGAGACAUCACCCAGCUUCUGCGCGCCAACAAGCUCAUGACGUGGCUGGACCUGCGUGGCACAAGGGCGUACGGCUCCAUCAACUCGGAGUGGCUCGACCUUGGCCAGGACCUGAUCUAUUUGCGCCUCAGCAAUUCACGAGUGACCUUCAACAUGGACGAGCCCGCGAUCGUCAAGGACAAGAGGACUGCCAAGAAGCCCUUUCCCCGCCUGGCGAGGUUGGACCUGAAUGGAUGUCCGCUGAACAUGGACAUCUGGGAUCUCCUGCUGCCCCUGAUGUACAACGACAAGCUCUUCUGGCUCCAAGCUGAAGGCUGCGGUCUGCGGGGCGCCAUCCAG
Molecule: messenger RNA, 1083 nt
Organism: Symbiodinium natans
Lineage: Eukaryota; Dinophyceae; Suessiales; Symbiodiniaceae
Source: the annotation of a GenBank genome assembly